Epinephelus lanceolatus (giant grouper) is the source of this 4450-nucleotide messenger RNA. RefSeq lists its product as uncharacterized. The record is from RefSeq and is a predicted model, not a curated record. Lineage: Eukaryota; Metazoa; Chordata; Actinopteri; Perciformes; Serranidae. Gene Ontology annotation, molecular function: DNA-binding transcription factor activity, RNA polymerase II-specific; RNA polymerase II transcription regulatory region sequence-specific DNA binding. Gene Ontology annotation, biological process: regulation of transcription by RNA polymerase II; embryo development. Gene Ontology annotation, cellular component: nucleus.
GCAGCGGCGUUAGCUAUGUGGAUGGAUUGAGUUAGCUGGAAGAAGGUUCUUAGGUCAUAACACAGGUAAUUAUUCAUUUUAUAGUUUAGCAACAAUGUCUUCAGUUCAGUAUUUGAGAGGGUUUAUCAACGAGAGACUAACUGCUGCUGCUGAAGAAAUAUUCGGAGUUAUAGAGAAAACUAUCGUCGAGUACGAAGAAGAGAUCGACCGUCAGCGCAGACUGUUGGAUAUAACUUGGAAACCUGAAAUAAAGUUACACAGGAUAGUUCCUCCAGAGCUCCCACAGCAACAUGUCUGUAAGGAGGAGGAGGUUGUCGCUGAGCAGCAGCUCUGUUUUGAUGAGAGGAACUCCAGUGUGGAUCAAGAGGAGCCAGAGCCUCCACAGAUUAAAGAGGAAAAGGAGGAAGUCUGCAGCAGUCAGGAGGAAGAGCAGCUUGAAGUGAAGCAGGAGACUGAUGACUUUAUGUUGACUCCUUCUAAUGAGGAAAGUGAGCACAGUGAAGAUCAGACUGUGAACUGGAGUAUCGAUGAAACAAAUGUUUUAGAGGGAAACCUUCCAAACUACAUUUGUGUUAAAAGCGCUGUCUCACCAGACCCAAACAGUGACUACCAGCUCUUCUCUCACAACUCUCAUGAAGCUGAGAGCCAAGAUCGGAAAGAAGAGCUCCCACAGCAACAUGUCUGGAAGAAGAAGAAGGAGGCUGUCGCUGACCAGCAGCUCUGUAUUGAGGAGAGGAACUCCAGUGUGGACCAAGAGGAGCCAGAGCCUCCACAGAUCAAAGAGGAAGAAGAGGAACUGUGCAGCAGUCAGGAGGGAGAGCAACUUGAAGUGAAGCAGGAGACUGAUGACUUUAUGUUGAUUCCUCCUUAUGAAGAAAGUGACCACAGUGAAGACGAGUCUCUCAAUGUUAGUAUCAGUGAAUCUCAAAAUGUGGUGGAGGAAAACUUUAUAAACUACAUUGUUAUUAAAAACUCUGUGGUCCCAGAAGCAGACAGUGACCACCAGCUCCUCUCUCACAACUCUCAUGAAGCUGAGAGCCAACAUCAGGAAGGAGACGAGCACGGAGACUCAGGAUCAACUUACAAUGUAUCUAACCCUUUUAUAUCAACAAUUCAGUGUAAUACUCACACAGGUAAAACGUCUUUAAAGUGUGACACAUGUGGGAAAACUUUUAAGUAUAGGUCAGAUUUAAAGAGACACCUGAUAACACACACAGGUGAGAAGCCAUAUUCUUGCAACACCUGUGGGAAAAAAUUCAUUCAGCCAUCAUUAUUGAAGAAUCAUAUAAGAAUACACACAGGUGAGAAGCCAUUUAUUUGCAAGACAUGUGGGAAAGAAUUUGGAUAUAGCAGUCACUUGAAAGUCCACAUGAGAACUCACACAGGAGAGAAGCCAUAUUCUUGCAAAACAUGCGGAAAAGAUUUCAGACUUCUUAGUAAUUUGAAUGUCCACUUGAGGAUCCACACAGGUGUGAAGCCGUUUUCUUGCAACACCUGUGGAAAAGAUUUCGGACGCAAAAGUCACUUGAUAGGCCACAUGAGAAUUCACACGGGAGAGACGCCGUUUACGUGCAAAAUAUGUGGGAGAGCUUUCAAACUUAGUUCAGGCUUGAUAGGCCACAUGAGAACCCACACAGGUGAGAAGCCAUAUUCUUGCAACACCUGCGGGAAGACGUUCUGUCGGUCAUCAGUAUUGAAUAUGCAUUUAAAUAUCCAUACAGGUGCGAAGCCGUAUUGUUGCAGCACCUGUGGAAAAGAUUACAGGCGUAAGUGUGACAUGGUAGUCCACAUGAAAAGAGCCCACGCUGGUGAGAAGUCGGACCAUUGCAAGACUUGUGGGAAAAGCUGCUUUGAUGGGUCUACUACGGCAAACCAUAUAGCAUUGCAGUCAGCAACAAUGUCUUCAGCUCAGAAUUUGAGAGAGUUUAUCAGCAAGAGACUAACUGCUGCUGCUGAAGAAAUAUUCGGAGCUUUUCAAAAAACUAUUGUCGACUACGAAGAAGAGAUCGACCGUCAGCGCAGACAGUUGGAUGAGACUUGGAAACCGGAAGUAACGUUACUCAGGAUAGUCCCUCCAGAGCUCCCACAGCAACAUGUCUGUCAGCAGGACCAGGAGGAGGAGGUUGUCACUGACCAGCAGCCUGGCAUUCAGGAGAGGAACUCCAGUGUGGACCAAGAGGAGCCAGAUCCUCCACAGAUGAAAGAGGAAGAGGAGGAACUGUGCAGCAGUCAGGAGGGAGAGCAGUUCGAGCUGAAGCAGGAGACUGAUGCCUUUAUGUUGAGUCUUUCUGAUGAGGAAGGAGAUGUCAAAGAAGAUCAGACUCUGAACUUCAACCAUAAUGACACUGUAAGUGCAGCAGAUGAAGAGUCUUCAAUGAAAAUGCCGGUUAUAACCUCUGUGGUACCAGAACCAGACAAUCAUAAUGAUACUGUAAGUGCAGCAGAGGAAGAGUCUUCAGUGAAAAUGCAGGUUGUAACCUCUGUGGUACCAGAACCAGACAAUCAUAAUGACACUGUAAGUGCAGCAGAGGAAGAAUCUUCGGUAAAAAUGCUACUCAGAAGCUCUGUGGUACCAGAACCAAACAAUCAUGACACUGAAAGUCCAGCAGAAGAAGAGCCUUCAGCGAAAAUGCCAGUUCUAACCUCUGUGGUACCAGAACCAAACUAUCAUAAUGAUACUGUAAGUGCAGCAGAGAAAGAGCCUUCAGUAAAAAUGCCGGUUAUAAGCGCUGCGGUCCCAGAAUCACACAGUGGCCACCAGCUCCUGUCUCACAACUCUCAUGAAACCAAGAGCCAAGACCAGGAAGGAGGCAAGCAUCGGGACUCAGGAUCAACUAGAAAGGCAAAGCCAAAACAACAGAAUCAACACCGCGAACAUAACAGUCACACUCAAAAUGUAUCUAACCCCACUGUGUCAACAAUUCACUGUCAUACACGCACACGUAAAAAGUCUUUUAAAUGUGAUACAUGUGGGGAAGCUUUCAAGAAUGAGUCAGAUUUGCAGAUACACGCGAGAAUCCACACAGGUGAAAAGCCACAUACUUGCGACCACUGUGGCAUGACGUUCACUCAGAAGGCAUCAUUGAAUGGUCAUUUAAGGGUCCAUUCAAGUGAGAGGCCAAGUUCUUGCAAAACAUGUGGGAAAGAAUUCAGAUAUAAAAGUUACUUGUCAGACCACAUGAGAAUCCACACAGGAGAGAAGCCAUAUUCUUGCAACACCUGUGGGAAACGAUUCAACCACGCAACGUCAUUAAGAUUUCACAUGAGAACCCACACAGGCGAGAAGCCGUAUUCUUGCAAAACAUGUGGGAAAGAAUUCAGAUGUAGCAGCCACUUGACAGACCACAUAAGAACCCACACAGGGAAGAGGCCUUAUUGUUGCAACACCUGUGGAAAAGAUUUCAGACGUAGUAUAGACUUGACAACCCACUUGAGGAUUCACACAGGAGAGAAGCCGUUCGCGUGCAAGACAUGUGGGAAAGCUUUCGGCCGUCGUUAUAACUUGAUAGUCCACAUGAGAGUUCACACAGGUAAUAGGCCAUAUUGUUGCAGCGUCUGUGGGAAAGAUUUUGUACAUAAUAGGAACUUGUCAGCCCACAUGCGAAGAGACCACAGUGGUGAGAAGUUGGACCUUUGAAACGAUCUGUGGGAAAACAUGCUUUGGUGCUUUGCGUUUGAGAUCGCAUACAUGCAAAUAAUCUUAUUUUUGCGAAAUAUGUUGGAGACAAUUCAACUCUUGUGGUUCCCGGUUAAAGCACACAAGAACUCACAGAGAGGAGCCACAUAAUUGCAGCGUUGAAGUAAAAGUUUUACUCAAAUUACAAACAUCUUGAAGAACAUCUGAGGAUCACUAUACACAGGAAAAACUGCCAAGCUAAAACUCCUGUUGAGUGUAACUUUUACAAUAGGUACUGAAUGUAUACAGUUCCCCAUUGAGAGGAGUUUACAAAAUGUUGAGGUAGUAUAUUUUCAGCAAUGCCAUCAAGUUUUGUUGCUCUGAUUUCAUUGUUUUCCUUCAUAUUUCUGUUGGCAACAAUAUUUCUUCAACAAUCCCCCAAAGUUAUUGAAAAGUCUUUGUUGCACAGGUAGUUCAUGAAUCUUAAAAAUGUUUGAUUGGUUAUUAAUAUUGUUUUUAUUUAUUUAUUUUUAUCUUUACUGCUUUUGGCUCACUUGUGUCAUCCUGCCAACUAGGAUCUUUUUUUUUUGUCUGCAACAUGUCAUCUAAUUUUGUAUAUUUUUGUAUUUUGUAAUCGCAUCAGUUUGAUGUAAUUUUUGUUUUCAGUUUAAGUGGUGACACAGACAAAAACUGUAGAUGAUGCACUACAUGGUGCUGUCAACAAUUCAGCCUAAGUAACUAACAGAACAGUCAGUUUCCUCAGGGACAUGGACUCUAAACUGCUGUUUUUGUUCUGCUGUGUUUUCUAACAAUAAAUCUUUGUUAGAAAAAAAA